CUGAAGAGUGACGCCUCUUGCGGUGAAGUUUACAUUGACGCAUCAUAUUUUUACAUAAAGAGCAGUGUGAAAGUAGACCUAUGAUCAGCGCCUUUGCUCAGGGGGAAUGUUUUCUUGACGUGUGACACCUACUGUGCCUAAUGAAGGUGUUGGCUCCCUGGUAAUCCAUUUAAUCCAGUCUACAAAGUCACUUAUCUCCUCUUCCAUUAUGCGCGUGCCAAUUAUCAGUCGUUUCUGUGUCCCGGUCACAUCUCCAAAGGGCUCUCUCCCUCUAUUUGGAUAACUAGAUCCGCGAGACACCCCCUCUUAAGCAUCACUCCUCUCUUCAACAGUGUAGAAGGUGUGAAGACGUGCGUAUCCGAAUCAGUGCGACUCAGACACUGAUUGAUUUGGACAAACCUGCGUUGUAGAUAAUCGACUGACUUCAAUUGGAUAAUGGAUUAACGCGUCAGAGAUAACGCAAACAGGCUAUUCUCAACUCCAGAUGUCAAUGUAUUGGAAGAAAACACUCACCCAUCCAUAAGGAAGUGUACUCAACUAUUUUAACCUAGUUGAAUAAACCGUUCACCGGUGCGCACUGAGAGAGUGCGUGGUUGUGUGUGUCUUCUGUACUUAUAGCCCAAGUUGGUCUGGUUAAAUGGGGAGGCUUGAAGAACCUAGACAUUGACCUAGACGCAACAUAUAGGCAGGCAGACAGACAGACAGUGAAAGGAGAAAUCAGUCGCUUUGAGAGUCUGAGUGGUCAGAGUUGCGUCGAAGUGCGGCAGAGUGAUAUGGAUUGUGCGUCGGAUGCCAUCGGACAUCAGCGCGCAUCUCUAUCAAGAGGAAGACUCUAAAGCUGUUGCUGCUGGUCGAAUAGGUGACCUGCUCGUAAGGAAACAAGUUCUGGAAAAGAGAAGCUCGGAUGAGGACAGAAAACAACGUUUCUCUCGCUACGUAAAGAAUAUACAAGUUAGGGAUAAAUUGGAUAGAUUGGGGACUUCAAAUUACUUGUUAGUUGUCACUUCAAUGGAGAAAAUGAUUCAAGUCGGAGGGAGAUGUCUGACAAUAUUGAUGAUCUUUUUAGUACUUUUCGUUGGAUUGGUGAUGGGCUUUCCCACCAAACAGCACAACAAACUGCAUAACGGCGUGUCUUUGGAGGCUCGUGCUCAGUCGCCCGCCAGUGGGGUCCAUCGUGGACCGGAGGCCCUGGAGCAGCAGAACCAGGUCCAGAGCCUCCUCCCCCCUGACAUGGAGCACCGCCACAAGAGGAGGUGGUCUCACUCUCAGCAUCGCUCCGUAGGGGUUCUGCCCCAGCCUGAGCCGGAGGAGGAGAUUAAACCCUUCGUUCUGGACCUCAAGAACUUCCCUGAGCUCGCCAAUGCAGACAUCAGCUCUCAGAACCCCAACAUCCAGGUGACCAUUGAGGUGGUGGAUGACCCUAACAUAGAAGUGGAGAUGGAUCUGGUAACGGACAAGGACUGGAUCCCUCCUUCCUCCCCUUCCACUGUAGACUGGCUGGGCGGUAAGAAGCUGUUCUGGCCCCUGUUCUGGGGCUACACAGAUGCUGACUCCAGUGAGGAUGGAACUGGCCGCUCGGGGCUGGAGGAGACUGAAGAGGAGGAGGAGGACGAUUACCUGUUGGAGUAUGGUAGUGAGGAGCCCCUCCCAAGUGGAGUGGGGGGAGACUGGGACAGUCGCUGGAACGAGGGUUGGGACGCCACUCAUAGCUACUAUGAGGAGGGGACAGAGGAGUGGAGUGCCUGGUCUCUGUGCUCAGUCACCUGUGGUCAUGGAGAGAGGAAGAGGACACGGUCCUGUGGUUACAGCUGCACCCUGACAGAGGCCACCAAAUGUGACAUGGAGCCUUGUCCAGACGCUGUCAACACAGUGGCUGAACCUUUCCCCUUCGAGAUGGAGAACGGCACUGAACCGUUUGGCACAGAUGUGGACACCUGUGAGAAGUGGCUGAACUGUAAGAGCGACUUCCUCCAGAGAUACCUCAACCAGGUCCUUUCAGAACUACCCAGCUGCCCCUGUGCCUACCCCUCGGCCGCCGCCUACACCGUGGUCAGCGCUUUCGACGAGGGACAUGACCGGACCUUCCGUUGGCAUGACGCCAGUGGCCCUAAAGAACGCCUGGACAUCUACAAACCCUCUGCGAGGACUUGCAUCCGCUCGGCCCUCUCCAGCGAUGUCGCUACGCUCGGCGCCCAGCACUGUUGCUACGACGACCGUGGCUGUCUGAUCACACGGGGUAAGGGUGCAGGAACGCCCAACCUGAUCAGCACGGAUUUCUCCCCGGAGCUCCACUUCAAGGUGGACGUGCUUCCCUGGAUCCUGUGUAAAGGGGACUGGAGCCGCUUCCACGCGGUGCGGCCGCCCAACAACGGCCUGGUCUGCCCGGAGAACCCCCACCAUGACGUGUUCAUGAACGAGCUGGAGGAGGCCCGGGAAUACUGAGAACACACACAGCAGCCAAAACUACACUACCCAGAAUUCACCCGUACAGUGGGGCCCAAUCCUAACUUGAGAAGGGAGCGCGUGUAGGACUGUUUUGCAUAGCUUUUUGCAUUUUGCAUAUAAGGAGGUAUGGCGGUUGCAAGGUUGAGGUGCAAGUUGAUUUCAAGUUAGGAUUUGGCACAUUAAACACCCUGUGACCAGACCCAACAGAACAGAACUGAACUUCAUUGAACUGAACAACAACUAAAAAGACGCAGUCCUGUCAAUGCUUGCCGACGUGUUUCGCAUCCAGCAUGGUACCAAGCUCUCUGUCUCUCUCUCUCGCCGUCUGUCCAUGACAUUGUCGUCUAGCCUGUUGGUGGCUUGUUGUAGGUGUUGUGGCUCUGUGUGACUGACGAAAGCAACAUAAACAUCCCAAAUGUACUUCCUGAUUUGAUUUUGCUGUGUGAGAUGUUUGAUACUGUAGUAAGUCUUGUUUUGAAAAGGGGAUUGUGGAAUGCGUCAUGCCCAACACAUGAAUAAAGUCAUAACUAUGCUGCUAUGAGAAGAUGAAGUUAAAUAGGUACUGGAGGGGGAUAUAUGAUUGAACAAACAUGAAUUUGCUGAAAGGUUAUUCUUAAAAAAUAUAAUCUAAAGCUGAGGAGAGAAUUUGGUCUAAAGAAAGAAGUUUACAAGCACGAACAACCACACCCAGCACCUCAUGCUCAUUCUUGAUAACAUGCCAACAGAACAACUUCUUAGAAGCUUGGAGGUGGAGACAGUCUUCUGGACUGAACUUCUCGUCCUCUGUUUCAACAAUGACAGUUUGAGAACCUUCAAUCAUGGAUGUUUCUACAGUUUUCUCAGGGGGACUCAUAUUGUUAGAGAUUAUAGCCCAUACGUACCUCAACAGUGGAGCAGCAUUGGGAACCACUACUUCAGAGUGCACUUCACAGUGCACUUCGGACUGUACUUCAGAGCGCACAUUAAAGAUGAGAAUGGUACCUGUUACGGAAACGAAAAAGUUGGAUCUACAGUGUAAAUGGAUGAAGAGCGGAUAAAUACAGUAUUAAUUCAGAUAAAGUUAUGAAAUGAUGCUCUUUGUGCGGUUUUUGGCAAGCCAUUUUUUCUGUCAAUGUAAUUAAAGUUGAAUAGUUGUUCUAUUCCAUUGCGAUAUGUUGCAUUGUUUUUGCAAAGACUUCGUAGGAGUGGAAACUGUUGGCUUGAAGUCUUAACAUUUAUGCUCCAAACCUCUUUCAGGAAUUCAGUUUUUUUUUUAUGUGUGCAAACAUGCAUUACAUUUUGAAAUCACAUGUUGUUUUUUUAAAGGAAGGCACUUUAUUUAAGGUAUAUAUAUAUAUAUAUA
Messenger RNA from Oncorhynchus nerka (sockeye salmon), 3787 nucleotides. Its product is annotated as isthmin-2-like. The transcript has 6 exons. Lineage: Eukaryota; Metazoa; Chordata; Actinopteri; Salmoniformes; Salmonidae. The record is from RefSeq and is a predicted model, not a curated record. The coding region runs from base 790 to 2442 and encodes 550 amino acids.